Messenger RNA from Debaryomyces hansenii CBS767, 132 nucleotides. RefSeq names its product DEHA2G12760p. NCBI's taxonomy places the organism in Eukaryota, Fungi, Ascomycota, Pichiomycetes, Serinales, Debaryomycetaceae. Bases 1 to 132 code for a protein of 43 amino acids. The transcript has a single exon. The record is from RefSeq and is a predicted model, not a curated record.
AUGUUUUCUAUUAGUGUACGAUCUAUUAAGGAGCCACCUAUCAGUCGGAUUUCUGUACCCGAUGAAAAAUGGCAGACGGUUCUCGCAGCCACUACUACCAUAGGAAGUUUUCUUAUCGAAUACUCUGGGUGA